AUGGCCGACUAUUUUAGCGAGUAUUCUUCUUUUGCUGGAGCCAAGCGGCUUCCGUCGCCGGCCGACACGCCAUACGAGACUCCCGGCUUCAUUCGAUCGAAGCGAUCGUCACGCGUCGCGAGCUCCUCUCGCGAACAGUCGACUUCUCCCCCUCCGCUACCCCCUGACACUUCAGAGUAUCAAGAGAAGACCCGCGAUGGACGAUAUACCGCCGUGGACCCUCGACGAUUCACCCCUACCCUCCACGCAUCGCUCGUUUCCGAGAUCCUCAACUUGAGACGCGAGCUGGAUUCGAAGAACAACUUGGUCGAGAACCUGGAGACCAGCCUGUCGAGCGCCAAGACCGAAAAUGAGACGCUCAACGAACAGCUCUCAGACCGGGCCAAGGAGGUGCGGAAGGCGAAGCAGCACGUGCAGCAGAUGGAGAGAGGCGUCUAUGAUGCCGUAGAAGAUGUAGUCAGAGAGCGAGACGAGGCCAAGGCAUCCCUCGAGGAUCUCAAGAAUAAAUUCGAAAUCGCGCAGAAGAAGACUCGUCAACAGGACGAAGAUGCCCUCCGGACGCACAGUAUUUGGGAGAAUGAGAAAGAGUCCUGGGACAAUGAACGUCGGCAGCUGGAGCGGAGAGUGCACGUCACGGAGAGUCGCUUGCGCGCUGUCGUGGACGAGAUGGCUGCCCAGCAAUCGCAGAUGGCUCAGGCUGACGAGCACAGCGAUGAGGCCACUUUCAAGGACAGUGGACUCGGCGAGGGUAGCGACACUGCGAGCAUACGAUCCGCAACCGUCACGACACCCGUCAAACAUCGGCGCAACAUGAGCAGCAUCAGCUUCAGGCCGAGGAACGCGAGGACAUCGGUCUCUUCGCGCAUGACUGCCGCCACUCCAGACCUCUACGCGCGCCCCGGCGGGAACACUUUAGCAGACGAACUCGACAUCGACGAAGAAGAGGAAUACGAUGACGAGGAAUUCGAGCACGUCGACGAGGACGCGCAGUCGCCGCAGCGCCGCAAACACGUUGACUACCGCCAAAAUUCCAUGACAGUCGAGGUGGCUGCACCGGCAAAGCCUAUCAUUGCUCUCACGUCCGAUGCGCUGCAGAGCGCAAACGAAAUGCGACGACUAUCGCCUGAACGCAGGCGAUUACAGUAUCAGGAUCGCGCGACCACACCUCCACCUGCGCUUGCUAUCGCUGAGCCGACUCCACGAGCUGUUUAUGUGGACAAGGGCUAUCAGCCGUCGCCUCCGCCAUCGCCACCUCGUGUUCACAUCACUGACGAACAGCAGCGCACAGUAAUUACCACUGGUGAUAGCUCUGGUGACAGUGUGCGCCUUGCCGAGAUCCAGACGGAGACUUCACCUCACCAGCCUACUCCAGGAUUGAGGAGCUCCAUUGGGAGUUCGCCCAUCAGUCCGCCUCAAACACCCGUGGUCGACGACGAACCGGCCUGGCUUGACGAGAAAUCGGCAUCCGUCGUUGCACCGACUUAUAGCACCGCAGCGACGCAGACCGACUCCGUGGAACCGGCGCGACCAAGAGGUCACCCGCCAAAGCGUGACAGCCUUUCUCCGCCUUCCUUCGUACCCGCGAUCGCAAUCCACCCUCCCGGUUCACGGCCCUCCUCGCCACGGCCCUACGCUCUACCACCUGGUACCAAGAAUGCCUCAACACAAGCACGCCUGGGAUGGCCCUGCAAGGAUGCGAGUGUUCAGACGGAGGAGAUUAGAAUCGACCGACGGCCUGUGAAACUCCCGCCCCAUCUGCUGCCAUGUAACCUGCUUCCCAGUCCCACGUUUCAAGAACCCAUGCGAUUCAAGCGCGUUCCCACUGAGGGUUCUGCGAAGAUCUUCACCAAGCUUCCAUCAGCACUCUCCAGCCCUGCAUCGCCGCCGUUGCAGUCUCCGACAGACUCCAGCCCGGAGAUGUCCCGCAGCAACGGUUCGAAAGAUUUGAGGAGCUAUCCACUGAAAGCCCUUCCUCUACCGCGGCCUGUGCUGUCUCCACCUGGGCCACCGCAAGGCGAGACGUUUCAAAGCAAUGGGCCACUCAAUCGAUCCUCGCAGUAUGGAGUCAGCCAGUCGAAACUGGAAUCUCACGUCACGGAUAUCGAUCAAUGGUCUGAGCCGAGUGACUAUGAGGGGCCCACUAGCCCUGACCUGGACUCUGCAGAUCUCACAGGCUCCAUUCCGGCCCUCAGUCGCCCACCACCCGGGCGCUUCAAUCUCUCAGAGCCUCCCAAGGCUGUUCCCGAGGACAAGGAGAUCUCGCCAGAGCGUCGUCCGGACACCGCCGAUUCCUAUGGCGCCGCCCCGGAACCGUCUGUCGCCAGUAGCCGCGCGACCUCGCAACGGAGAAGCGUACGCCAGCCUGCGAAACUCGGCAAGCCCGAUGCUCGCAAGGACAUGCAUUCCCGUAACUCGAGUUUUGGAAGCAUGGCGUCGAGCAGCUACAGCACGCAGUCGAAUCUACCGAUGCCUCCCUUUCCUAUCCCACUGAGGUCAAGCUCGCGCAUAACAGGAAAGCCUCACAGCGAGGGCUCAGGAAGUCCCAGCAGGAGUGUUCAAUCGCGUUCGCAGCAGCAGAGACAAGCGAAUCUACGGAAAGUGCAGUCGGCUGCUGCGAUCAGGAACAGAAAUGGCAGGGUCUCGCCUCAGAAGCACCGAAGGCGACGAAGAUCUCCAGACUUGACACCCGUACAGUCCAUGGCAUUUGAGAGCCCGACGCCCACCAAAUUCCCGAUCCCUGAGCUCCCGACCCCUCUGCAGGACAAUCUUGCAUUCGACUACGUCAAAGGUUCUGUGGAUCUAUCCCGAUCACCUGGAGAAGCCAGCAGCGUAGCACGCGUAUCAGAGGAGACGAAUCUGGUUGAUGCUAUUGCCGCGACCAUGGUAGGUGAAUGGAUGUGGAAGUAUAUCCGAAAGCGAAAAUCUUUCGGAAUUGGCGAAGACAACUCCGAGUUCCCGGUGGCUGAUCAGAAUGGCGUUGUCAACUUGGCGACUGGACAUGGCACGCGGCACAAGCGAUGGGUCUGGCUGUCUCCGUAUGAGCGGACGAUCAUGUGGGAUACCAAGCAACCCAACUCCGGUGCUGCAUUGCUCGGCAAGAAGGGGCGGAAAUGUGAGUUGCGAUAUCGUACAUUACCAGACGCAGUACUAACCUGACCCAGUGACUAUUCAAUCCGUGCUGGACGUCGAAGAUCUCACUCCCUUGCCGAAGAACGCGGAGUUGUAUACUGCUUGGAAACGUUCGAUCUUGAUCCUCACACCGGAGCGUGCUUUGAAGUUCACGGCCAUCAACGAGGAGCGGCAUGCUCUUUGGAUGACGGCGCUGUCAUUCCUGUCCCAAUCUGCGCAACUGCCGACCCAGAUUCCGCGGCCGCCGCCUUCAAAAGUACAUGCCCCACCGAUUCCGCCUGUACCGGCUAUCCCAUCUACUUCCAUUGAUGGAGUCCCGAUCAAACGCCAUCGAUCUCCAUCCUUCGGAAGGUCGACCGUGAGAGACUCCAUCCGCCUGGCAAAGGGCAAGCGACCUGAGCUUCACAAGGUGCAGUCGCAGCCAGAUCAGCCGUACGGCUCCGAUCUGCCCGGCGUGGAGGGCAACGACAGUGCAGAUUUUCCCGCCGUGCCACGACUCUACAUCAGCACGACUCGCCAUCAACGGAAACGAAGUGACACCCAGCCCGGAAUGUCGCAGUCCCUGGCCAACUUCCGCAGCUUCUCCUCGAGCGCCGUCCCAUCCUCCGCGUCCUCUGCUCUUCGUCAUGGCGCUUCGACCGACGGCUCUUCAUACCGACCGAGCGUGUCGACCAAGUACGGUGGCAGCACACGAGGCUCGAUCGCGAGCCCCGAUCGCCCGAAUUUCUUCGAAGCCGUGGGCACGGUGCGCAUGGAAGCCUUCGUGGACCCCAACGUACGGGACGGCGUCUUGUACGUCCCGGCACCUCCGCCACCCGCCAUCGGGGCAUCCAGACGGCCCCGACGCGGCAGCGGCCUCAGCCAGUCGACGGUCGACAAACGGCGAGCAGGCUACGUCUUUGACGAGGACGGAAUGGAUCCCUUCAAGGGCUUCUAA
Messenger RNA from Lecanosticta acicola, 4066 nucleotides. NCBI's taxonomy places the organism in Eukaryota, Fungi, Ascomycota, Dothideomycetes, Mycosphaerellales, Mycosphaerellaceae. The record is from the annotation of a GenBank genome assembly.